Molecule: messenger RNA, 2230 nt
Organism: Diachasma alloeum
Lineage: Eukaryota; Metazoa; Arthropoda; Insecta; Hymenoptera; Braconidae
Exons: 9
Coding region: 30-2114 (694 amino acids)
Source: RefSeq, a predicted model, not a curated record
CCCAGUCUUGACCGUAAAGCUGCACGAAAAUGUUGUUAUUACGGCUCGUGCUCAUCGUGCCGCUAGCGCAAGUAGCGCCAUUUAUGAUGCCGAGUCUGGGUGAUAUGUGGAAAAUUGCAAAGUUUGGAAUGGAAGUCGGAAGUAAGAUAAAAGCAGGUUACGAUUUCAUCGAAGGACUCAACGACGAUACCAGCGAGAGGAUCGAUAAAAUAUUGGACCAAGUGGCUGAAAUAUCUAACAAGAUAGACGGAUUCGAGUCGCGAUUGGAUCAGAGAUUGGACGUUAUAGUGGAAACUCUGGUCUCAAGGAUUACACUUAUUCAAAAACUUGACAACACUUUCCUCGAGCUGCAUAAGAUCAUUGUGGAUGUCGAUCAUCUGUGGGACAAUUACAUGAAGUACUCACAGAAUCGUGAAAAUUUUAAUAGUAACACACUCAAAUCUUUCAUCAAAUUGGCGACUGGAGACCAGCAAGGUGGUCUCCAGAAAUUGCUCAAUCAGAUGCAUCGAUUGGUUGUCCCACUCAGGACGCAACAUAUCAGGGACAGUCUGUUCCUAACUAUGCUGAAGUACGAGCGCGAGACUGAGUUGAUAACCUGUGACGAACCCAUCUCACAUCAACAGGCGAUCUACCAAAUUUAUUACAGUGUUGCUCUCACCGAAUUACGAGGCUUCGUCAUGGCUGCCUAUGCUUACGGAUUACGACCCAAAUAUGAAAAUGGAAAGUACACUGAAGAAGUGAAUUCGUUGGAGGCACGAUUCACAAUGAGGUCACGAGACUAUUUGGUGGCUACCAAAGAAGCAAUGAAGAUAGCUUCGAACCGAAUUCGCCGCUGCGAUCCUAAGGGCGGACAUAAAAAAGGAAUAUCGUUUGUGGAGAUGGACGAACUCUUCCAAACGUAUAUAAUCAAUGAAGCAGAUAUACAUCCUGACGAUUCGUGUAAAGAAACUUGCGGAUCGAUAGGGACGCAGACAUACCGCAGGAAGACAGAUAGCUACGUUAAUUACAAUUAUGAUAGGCCUUGCUGGGGUACUAUCAGAGAUUGCAGAUAUGGUGGAGGAAAAAUGACAGUCUGUGAUACGAGAUACGUAACCAACAACUCCAGACGAUAUUACUGGUUCAAAGAGGAUGAUGGCACAGUCUCAGGAGAUAAUAGUGUUGGUUGCCCUGGACAAACGAAUUGGCCGAAAGGAUGGAUCCGUGGAUUCUACAAAUGUGACUAUUGUAUUUGUACCUGUGAGGCUGAUAGAAAAUUCAGUCGCGGAAAGAGGGCUAUCAGUUUUCUUCCUUCACGAUCAGAUGCGGUCAACAACAUGGUAGUCACAGGCGUCAGAGUAGUUCAGAAAGAGAAAAUGAUUCUUAUUCAAGUUCGCGAGGGAAAACUCCAACCACAAGGAACGAUUUUGAAGGGCAGUGAUAGAUGGGUGCCGCUUCCAGAAUUUCAGUAUGCUCAGUUGGGGUCUGCAGGUGGAUAUUACCUGAUGAGAGGAGCCAAAAAGGCACUGCAAGUACAGGGAAGAGAUUUUGAGUUCUUCAAGGGUGAUAAGAAGACAGUAAAUUUAGAUGAUGUUUCGGGCCCGCCGGGUCACGUUGUCAUCGGGGUUCGAUUCCAACAGGCGAAAGAUGCAAAGAUAACGAAAGAUAAUCCUAUCCGUCUUGAGGUCUUGGCCGUACCAUUUGAUUUCGAGGAAGGAAAAGUGACGCCUUCACGGUGGAAGCCAGCUAAAUGGAUUGGUGUAGAGGACAAUAAGAAAAGGACGCAAGUUAAGUUCAACGAACCAGAUGUCCCGACCAAACAUGGACAAAAUCUGCCAACGCUAGCACCAAAUCUCUACGUGAAUUUUCAAGCAUCAGAUUUGAAGAAGGACGCAGGACAAAGUACGAUCCCAUUCUGGGAUAUACAAGACGUGAUCACAAUACCCAGUUUUGCACUCCAAGGGGUUGGUAUUUUCCACAAAGGGCACAGGGAUGGACUCUAUGGAGGUUACCUUGCGUUACGACUACUCUCUCUUGAAUUCGCCGAUAACCUCAAUACCACGGUGCCGCAAGAUUUGCAAAACGCCUAUGAGCAGAUCUAUAGAGCGCCCUUGUACACACCAACUGGUGUCCUUUGAGGUUUCAAAAAGUUAUACAAUAUAAUGUAAAGAAAUAUAUCAUGAGCAUGGAUAAUGUACGAGGGGCAAUGAAAAGUAGCAAUUAAUGCAUUCUUGAAUAAAUAAUUUCAAUUUGA